Molecule: messenger RNA, 393 nt
Organism: Meloidogyne enterolobii
Lineage: Eukaryota; Metazoa; Nematoda; Chromadorea; Rhabditida; Meloidogynidae
Source: the annotation of a GenBank genome assembly
AAAAGACUUGUUAAAAUGGCCUCGCAAACUGCAGGAAUUCAACAAUUACUUGCAGCAGAGAAGCGUGCUGCUGAAAAGAUUAAUGAGGCACGUAAAAGAAAGGCACAACGACUUAAACAAGCAAAACAAGAGGCACAGGCUGAAAUUGACAAAUAUAGAGAGGAACGCGAAAAGCGUUUUAAAGAGUUUGAACAUAAUUACCUGGGCGCUAGAGAUGAUAUUGCUGCGCAGAUAAAGCGUGAAACUGAUGAGACGCUUAAUGAAAUGACUCGUAGUGUUGCGGCUAAUAAACAGCAGGUAAUUGUUCGUCUACUUCAACUUGUCUGUGACAUUCGUCCAGAACUGCAUCACAAUUUGCAACUUCAACUUAAGCUUAAUGAAAAGCCUGCCUAA